AUGGCGCACCAGGUCCUCAACCUCGCCAUGAUUGUGUGCUCGGCGCUGAUGAUCUGGAAGGGCCUGAUGGUGCCCGGCGACAUUCUCUUUCUGCACAUGGGCCACGCCCCGUUCCGCGCGGGCGACAUCGUCGUGGCUGACCGAGAGAUCCCGAUCGUGCACCGAAUCCUCAAAGUGCACGAGAAGGUGAGCGGCGAGGUGGACGUCCUCACGAAAGGGGACAACAACGCGGUCGACGACCGCGGCUUGUGCGCGCCCGUAUGCCGCCGGCCAGAGCUGGAUCAACAAGCAGCACGCUACCUCCCGUACAUCGGCAUGGUCACUAUCAUCAUGAACGACUACCCGCUCGUCAAGUAUGCCCUGGUUGGCAUCAUGGGGCUCUUUGUGCUCACGACGAGAGAAUGA
Messenger RNA from Emiliania huxleyi CCMP1516, 405 nucleotides. RefSeq lists its product as hypothetical. Gene Ontology annotation, cellular component: membrane; signal peptidase complex. Bases 1 to 405 code for a protein of 134 amino acids. The transcript has 9 exons. The record is from RefSeq and is a predicted model, not a curated record. Gene Ontology annotation, molecular function: serine-type endopeptidase activity. Lineage: Eukaryota; Haptophyta; Isochrysidales; Noelaerhabdaceae.